This is a messenger RNA of Lytechinus variegatus (green sea urchin), 3606 nucleotides long. RefSeq lists its product as uncharacterized. The coding region runs from base 171 to 1058 and encodes 295 amino acids. The record is from RefSeq and is a predicted model, not a curated record. Lineage: Eukaryota; Metazoa; Echinodermata; Echinoidea; Temnopleuroida; Toxopneustidae. The transcript has 7 exons.
CCAACAACUGCAUACAGUAUAUACUUUCACGGUUUGCAGUAAAAAAGAGAUAUAUGAUCAGUGGUGUUUCAUCCCUGUUUACCUCCUUGGCUUCCCAUUUGCUGAAAAGAACUGUAAUAUCAGACCUUCGCAAGCCGUUUAUUCGUCAGCAAUUAACAGCUUAAAACAAAAUGGCUGUGGUAUACCAGCCCAACGCCGUUGCACUACCACAGAGUGGCCCUCAACCACCAAUCCAGCUUGUGGCCAACCAACCCGCAACGAUGGUCCUUCAAAGUCCCAAUAACACCGGUAUAUCAGAACGAUACAAUGCAAAGAGUGCCCGCGUCACCGGGUGGAUUCAGCUGAGUUGUGCCAUAGCUGCUUUCGUGAUCAAUGUUGUUGAGCUGCUCCUCGGAUCCUCUGUUAGUAUUGUCGGUACGGGCAUUUGGGCUGGACUGUUGUUUUUCCUUCCAACUGGAAUUCUCGGUAUAGUCUCCAAGAACAAGAGUACGUGUAUGAUCAUUGCGUAUAUGGUGAUGUCUAUUAUCUCUGCCGUAGUUGGGUUUGUUGUAUUUUGCAUGGGCAUUACUGCAGCAUCAGUGAGUGGCUAUCAGACGUGUAGCUUCAUCGGGAUAUGGAAUUGCGGAUACGAUGUCCAGCGAGCCCGAAUUACCUUCGAUGUUUUCCUCGUGUUCACAGGCUUAAUUGAGCUUGUUGUUGCGAUUAUUGCAGCUUGUUAUUGCUGUGCUGGUGUGUGUUGUGGACGAACUAAUAACGCAACAAGUACCAUGGUGUACCAACAUUCAAAUAAUGUUACGCCAGUAGUCAUGAUGGUUCCUGCGCAUGCUCAACCAGCUGGGCAACCGAUGGGGUAUCCCCAUCCCACUCCAGCCAAUCAACCACAUACUUACAUGGCCCUAGGAGCUACACCCCACCAAGUACCAGCACCUCAACUAGGACCAGGACCCCAACCAGGCCCAGGACCUCAACCAAACUACAACAUGGGAGGACCUUCGCCCCCUCCCCACUACGAUGAGAUAGACCCUGUUAAUCUGCCAGCUCAGCCUGUGAAGAUGUAAAUGAACUUUGACUUGAGAACAUGUGACCUGGUUCAUUCUAAGUUGAUCUGUAGGCCUACAUGUAUAUGUCUAGAUACAUGGACAUGUAUAAAACGUUAUACAGUGUCUCCAAGAGAAAAAAAGUUUCAGAGAUCCAUACCACAGCCAUCAAAUUAUUUCAUGUCAAGUCUUACCAAUCAUACGCUACCCAACAUGAAAUUGACAUUGAAAUAAUAUAUGAAACUCGUUUUACUCAUCUCUCUUGGUUCUUAAUUGCUAUAAGUACAUGUACAUCACAAUGAAGAAGUAGAAACUCUGCCGAUAUAUUGUUUGAAAUUACAACUGAGAAUGACAGUUUUUAUCUUAGUCUAGGGCGAACUGCAUAUUCUUGUCAAAGAGGAAGCUGUAAAAAUAAUUCGACAAAAUAAUGAUAAAGAAGUUAGAAUGAAUUAAAUGCUUUGGACUGUCCUCAGGCUAUUUAUUUUACUUGGGCCGAUAAAAAAAGUAAGUGGUUCAUAAAACUAUUGAAAACUGAUGCUGGAGUCUUCAUGCAUUAAAGCAAACUCUCCAGGCAGAGAUGAAGAGAUGUAUGGUCAGAACAUAAACAAGAAGUAUUAUUCUCUAAUUUUUUAAAUAGGGGAGCCUCAGACAAUAAUUGUUUGAUUCUUUCCCACCAUCUUGUAACUUGGUUAAAGCAGAUACGAACCAAUGGCGCCAUCUCGAGUCCUCAACUACUCAUACCGGGCCAGUUUCCUGACCCCUAAUGCUAGUGUAGUCUAGUAAUAUAGACCCACUUGAAUGAUAACAUGCUAAUUAACUACUCGACACAUUUAUACCGCAAUUAAUUAUGUUAUCAAGUAGCAAAACAAUUAUUUUUUCCUCUCAAAACACUUAAGUUUCUCUAUACAAAUACAACUAUACAUGUAGGUCGAUUUAUUGUCUGUAGUAUUAGUAGAUAUCUGAAAACGUAUAUUUUCAGACUAUGUAUUUAUAACGCACAGUCAAUGAGAGACCACAUACAGUUCACUCCCCCUUUAAAACUUCACUCUGAACAUCUUCAGCAUUCAUCUGCAAAAACCAUAAUCAAGAGUUGGCGUGUCAUGGUCUGGUGAUUAUGAUCCUCAUCUUCCAAAGAGAGGGUCGUGGGUUCGAACCCCAGCCAUGGCUCGCUUUCCUUCCACAAGAAAUUUACCCACAUUGUGCUGCACUCAACACAGGUGAGUGUAAAGUCCUGAAAUGCACAGAGCAAUGGAGGCGGCAUGCCAUGCUACAAUCGUAUUGAUAUAGUGCAUAUUGGAAUAGAACAGUCCAGAUAGAUGAUGCUAUAAAAAGCACCUUUUUCUUAUUAUCAUGAUCUUGUGUAUAUUUUGACACUAACACGCUGCCUUCGUUUGAUGUAUAUUAUCUUUUAGCUGCUUGGUGUUGAUUUUUUUGCCAUAACUUGAUUCGAAUCACAUCCAAAGUGCAAAGGACAGGCUUAUUGUUAUUAAACGGGUCACAGUCACUCACUUAGUUUAGUAGUUGUCUAAAGCUUUGGUUUGUGUUCAAUGGUGUGUAUUAUAGUAAAUACUCAAUAUAAUAUUCCUAUCUUACUUAAAACGAUAAGUGUACAGAUUUUUAUGGUUGAUACUUUGUGAAAAGAUGAAUUUUGAUGACGGAUCAGAUUUGGUGCCUUCUCUCGGUGACGUUUUUUGUUAAAUUAUCAUCAAAUAUCAGAGACUGGCCUUUUAAAUAUAUUUUUACAUUUUGAUUAUUUCAUCCAUAUCUAUAUAUAUCUAUACAUGAAUAUAUUUAAUGUACAAUCCUUAAGAUGGCAAUUGCUUUAUGAUAAACUUUAAUUUCAAUUAUCAUCUGUAUUCAAAUUUUGAAAAUAAAUUAAUUUUUCAUGUACCAAAACUUAUACGAAGAUCCGUACCCUUUUGGUUGUACAUGUAUAACUGGCCUCACCUCCAUUUACAUGUAUUCCAAACGUCUUGAGAUAAUUUAACCUGUCCUCUACUGAAUUCUGUAAUUCCUAUAGGCUAAAAACAAGAUUCUAGUAGGGAUUGGGUUAACAUUGAUUACAGUCAUGUACUUGUAUGUAUCCUACAUAUUUUACUCUCAAAAUUUUCUUUGUUUAUUCUAACAUAAAAUUUUACAGCCUUACAACUUCAUGUUUUUACCUCUUUCAUAAUGUUUGUACCUUCUUUUCUUCUGACUUUCUGCUCCACUCCUUCCCUUCACUCCCCUUCUCUUUCUCUCUAUCCCUUUCCACCCCCCCCCCUCUCCCUCUCUGCCUCUCCCCUCCCCAUCUCUCUCUUUCCUUUCUAGAAUUCCACAACACAAAUAGUUUCAAUACCAUACUUUAUCCAUAAUAUUUAUUUUGUAAUUAUCCGUCAUUGUUUAAAUAUUUUUUUGUGUAUUUAUUACCUUGUAAAUACAUCGCAAUUCGGCCUUAGCCGCGAUGAUCUCUGAUUUUUAUUAAUAAACCAUUUAUCUAUCUAUCCUAAUCUUUGGUAGAAUGGGCUCUAUUUGUGGCAAAUGGAUACACAUUACUUAUAUGAGUAUUUAAAAAUUCAUGAUUUAACAU